AGUAUUAAUUUGACGCUGCUCGCGUUCGGCGCUUAUGGUCGGGACGCGUCAGUAGUCGUUCUGCCCUCGACUCGAGUGUUUUUGUCUGUGUGUGUCUGCAAGUUGGGCGUUGCUUGCCACUGUCAAUACAUCAAAUAUACCACCACAAGCAUACAAAAGUGCGCAUCCUGACACUGCUCAUCACCAAGGCUCAUACAAAUAUUCGCACAUAUUUUAGCAACAAAGAUGAGCAGUAAAGUAAAUUUCAGCUUCGACAAUAUAUUGGGCAUCUACUAUGCUGGCCAGCUCGUAUCCGGCACAGCGGAGCUCAUCACAGAGCGGCCCAAAACCAUACGCUCUAUCUACAUAACUGUGAACGGCUUUGUGGAGACGCGAUGGCAGGAGAGCGUUGAGAAGCCCGGAGAGGAUGGCAAAUUGGUCAAGUCGAUGGAAACGCACACAGCCACAGAGAUCUACUAUAGCAGCGAUAAGUAUGUUUACGGCCAGAGCGGCGGAUCGCAGCUGGAAUUGCCUAAGGGCAAGUUCGUCUUCCCAUUUCACGCCACCAUUCCGCCGCAUGCGCCAACCUCAUUCAAUGGAACACACGGUCAGAUAAAACAUGAGGUGACCUUGACUAUAGAUCGGGCCGUUCGAUAUAAUAAUACAUUCAGUCAAUGCUUUACGGUUAUACUGCCCAACGAUUUGAAUGUGAGGCGGGAGCAUUUGCAACCACUGAAGCGCAUCGAGGAGAAAACCUUUUGGUGGGGCUCCAUAUUUGGCGGAAAUAAGCCAAUGGUUAUGGAUGUGAGCACCUCGUACAGCGCCUAUGUGCCUGGACAGAAGAUACACUUUCAUCUUGUGAUGGACAAUCAGUCGGAUGUUCAGUGCCAGGACGUGAAAGUGCGUCUCUUCAAGAAUGUGACGUAUCGCGGCAAGUGCGGUGAUAAGGAGCAGCUGAAAACAACAGAGGAGCGCUUGGCCGAUAAACACUGUGGCGAGGUCGACAAGCAUAACAAGGCGCAAUUCAAUGACUUUCUGAUGGUGCCACCCACAACGCCCACAACUCUUGGGGAGCGUGAUUCCAUUCGGGUUAGCUACACGCUGCGCUUCAUUGCAAAAACAUUCCGUUUGCAUGGCGGCGGAGAUAUGGUGGUCGAUUUUCCACUGGUCAUAGGCACGGUGCCGUUGCUGGGAAGUGCUGAGGACAAGGGUCCGGGGGCCCAGAAGACAGCCAUUCCAAACGGUACAAUGCAGGCAUUGUCUGCACCCAACUUCCAGGAGGAUGUGAGCACGGAACACUUUGAGUCGAACACCUUUAAGCCACGUUACCCGGUUUAUUUGUUCAGUGGCCAGCCAGCAAACGCAAAUGCCAAUGGCGCUGCUAUAUCACCCAUUCCCAGUCUAUAUCCAAAAGCCGCUGACUCUUUGCCGGCACAUCCAGUGCAUUACACAGCAAAUCCUGCUUCGCCAGUUGCGAAACCACCGGCGGCCGGCGCUACCAAGGCGCCGCCGUAUCCCGUACAGGCGCCCGCCGCUGCCGCUGCUGGCAACAAUUUUGAGGUGCUUGGCUUUAGCAUACCACCGGGAUAUCAGCCGACGCCCACUGCACCAGCUGAUGGCUCUGGCAAUAUUGGUUGGAAGUAGUUAUAAGUUACGUAAAUUAAUUACCUUUUUGUAAGCACCUUUGGACGAUUUUGAAUAAAUGUAUCCGCGCGCGCACUCUCAGUGGCAGUGGUAAAUAUAUCGAUAUAUUAAA
Molecule: messenger RNA, 1735 nt
Organism: Drosophila grimshawi
Lineage: Eukaryota; Metazoa; Arthropoda; Insecta; Diptera; Drosophilidae
Product: arrestin domain-containing protein 2
Exons: 4
Coding region: 226-1623 (465 amino acids)
Biological process (GO): protein transport
Cellular component (GO): cytoplasm
Source: RefSeq, a predicted model, not a curated record